Xyrichtys novacula (pearly razorfish) is the source of this 15445-nucleotide messenger RNA. NCBI's taxonomy places the organism in Eukaryota, Metazoa, Chordata, Actinopteri, Labriformes, Labridae. The record is from the annotation of a GenBank genome assembly.
GUGUAGAAAAUGGUGCUGUUAGUAACCAACAUAGCGACCGGUGCUUGAGUGGAGUUUGACGUGGCACUCUGAAUUCACAGAGGGCAGCAGACAGGGGAGAGGACUCUGCCCAAUAUUCAGGUAAAUAUUACCCCGACUCUGUUUACACACGCAGACAAAAAAAAAACAAUGGUGUGCUUUUAUGUAAGAUUAGUCUUCAAGUUAAGGCGUUUCAUUUUGGAAAUGUAUGCUUUUCUGCUGCGGGGGAAAACUUUAGAGUAAUUUCCGCGUAGCUAGCAAGAUGUUUUCUCUCAUAGAGUAAUCAACUGUGAAUGAGGUGUUGUGCUGUGAUGUUAACACGCUAUUUAGAUAGAUAGUUUCUCUUUCUUUUGCUGCCAAAAACAUCCACUGUAAAAUGAAUUAAGUGUGUACUUUUAGGUGGAUAGAGACUGAAGGAAGACAGGGAUGCUCAGAUGUUUAGCCAUCAUAACGGUCUUUGACGUGGCAGUUACCAUUAUCCCUUCACCAUUUAACUGGACAACAUAUUUGUGUAAUGUCUCUCUAUUUAUAUACUCUAUAAAGGUAAGUGUGUUAAUUAAGUGCCAAAUGUAGUUAAGAGAGUUUUCAUUGAGUUGUAAGUACGCAGCUGUUAUUUUUGUUGACCCAGCUGUGCUCAACUUUUACUCCGUUUAGAGGCUUUGACACCCUAAAUAACCCCACAGGCCCAAUGCUUCCCUCAGUCAAUAUUAACCACAAAUGACUUAUUUUUGCACAUUUACCACCUGUUGUGCAAAACUUAGAGAGGGAAAAGAUGUAGUUGAAUAAAAGUGUUUAAGAAUGAACAGAAAAGUAGGAUUUGACAUUGAUAGUUUUAAGCAAACGUGAGUAUUUACAGCAAGUAAGAAGCUGAGUUCCUGAUAGGCCUACUUAAACACACAUCUCACGUUGAAGAUAAUAUAAGGAAGGAUAAGGCUUUCUUAUCUUUCAAGAAGCAAUGUCAAAAGUCCAUGUGACAGAAUGUUGAUUAUUGCAUGAGGGCAAGUGUCAGUUGUUAUUGGUGUGGCUCUCUACAGGGAACUGAAUAUACAGUAUGGAAGAAAUUAAUAUUGACAUAUUAAGGUGAAAUAUUACGCUUGUGUGCAUGCAAUGCCAAAUUCCAUCUUUCAACUUUACAGGUUGUGGAUCGUAUUUGUUCUGGCAUGAGAAGACCCUAACAGUCAUCACAACAACAUGAGUCAACAGGGUUAUGUUGCUGCACCCCCUUACUCCCAGGCCCAGCCAGGGAUGGGGGGCUACCAAGGUGGAUUUGGAGCUGGUCCUGCUCAGCCCCUCUAUGGACAUUAUGGGGGACAGCCUCAGGCGUUUACAGCUCCACCCACAGGUAAAACACCUCUACUACUGCGGAUUGUCGUUUCUGUCAUCUGACAAGUUGUAUCUUGCCUCCCAGCGAGAUCAGACCAUUCAUUUUUUAAAUGAAUCAGCUAUGGCAGCAAGAAGCAAAAGUGAGUCACAUUUUAGGAUGACAGAAAUAGUUAAGAACCAUGGGCCUGAAAUAGUGCGUUGUUGAAUUUGGGUUACUGUAUCACGUCCCCAAUAGCAGCUUGAAUUGUUAAAUUUAUUCUAUCCAUCACAGAAUAAACUUGUGUAUCUUGACAGUAUCAUUUAUUUGCUCCUACUUUCAUAAGAUGUAGGUGAAGUAUAGCCUCUAGAGGCAAAGAUAAAGCAACCACAGUGGCUUAUUUUCACAGUCAAGGACUCAGACAGAAGCUGUGUAUGUAAAAAGCAAAGAAAUUACCCCACAAUCCCAGAAAUAAGGAUGCAAUUGAGGUCUGAUAAAAAGAAGGCUCUAUAAACAUUAAUCUCUUGACCAAAUUGUGUACUUGGCACAAUUUGCAGCUCUGGAAUCAGGUGUCUGUUUGAAUCAAGCAUUGAAAGGCAAACUACAUAAUGAGAUGUGCAAGACAUCCCUUUUAAAGCCAAAUUCACAUGCUUUGGAAAGUAAUUACUUUGUCUGAACACAUUAAAGAUCUACCUUAAACUAAGCUAACAAACAGUUUAAUGUUUUGAUUUAUGCUUAUGAUACACGGAUGAUGUCUGUUACUCACUUUAGGUAUUAUGAAAUCACCAGUUUCAUCUGCUGCUGGUAUGCCUCCACCUCCAUUGUCCAGUCAGUACAGUCCAAAUAUUCAGCAGAAUGGUGCACACCCUCAAAGGUAACAUCUUCACUAUUUGCUACCAAAUUUUUGUCAACUUACUUUCUGUAGUCAGUGCAAUGAAAUGAGACUGAUGAUGUUUUUGUAUGAUUCAAAAAUAGUUGCAGUUAAUCAAGUAUUAAGGCUUAUAAGGGCCAUGUUACUGAAAUGUCAAACUGACGGGGAGUCAAGUGUUGAAAACAUUCAUGGUCCACACUGUUCCAAGUUUACAUUAAUUUAGCUCUGGUCUUCUUUAGAUACCCUGCUCCACCUGCUUCCUCUGCGUAUGGACAACCUGCACCAUCACCAUACAACAGCAUGGCCUCCCAGGCCCCACCCCCAACUCAGCAGCUCACCAAUCAGAUGAGUGCUAUGAACAUGGGCAACUAUGGUAAGUUUGCUUCAUAUUUAUUGACCCAACAACAGGAUGUGAUAAAUGUGGUGUGCCUUGGAGAAUCACUAUAUUUUAGUGGAGAGGAUGAGACAAGAAUCAAAACAAUGACUAUAAGACUGUGUUACCUCAAUCUUGCAGCUCCAGGUCCUAUGCAGAGCCCUCCUCCUCCAGCAAUGGGUCAGCCUCCAAUGCCUCCAGGCCCACAAUCACCCCUCAUGUCUCCACCACAGUCACCCCCAGCGACCAUGGCGAUGGGAGGCCCACCGAUGGCAGGUCCUUCGAUGGCAGGUCCUCCAAUGGCAGGCCCACAGAUGGCAGGUCCACCGAUGGCAGGUCCACCGAUGGCAGGCCCACAGAUGGCAGGUCCACCGAUGGCAGGCAUGGGUAGACCCUUCCCUGGACCUCCUCCUCCAGGCCCUGGAGGUUUCCAGCAGCCUGGUCCUGGAGCUGCCGGUCCACUUGGAUACCAGCAGCAAGCAGGUAACUAUGUUAGUGAAAGGAAGGGUUCUGGAAGAGAUAUUGGAGCUUUUCUAACAAAGAUAGACGGAGCUACCCUUUGGUAGCGAUAAUAGUACAUAGUCAUAGUUAUUUUAGUAUCGAUGAUUCAGUUUAAAUUUAAUUAAAAACACCAAGAAUUGCUGCAUCCAGUUUUCACCUUCACAUUGUUACAUUGCUUUAAUGUACAGGUCCAUUCGGGGGACCAAUGACUGGGCCCCAGCCGGGUAUGCCAGGGGGCUUUCCUGGGGCACCAGGUGGACUUGCAGGACCACCACAGAAAAAACUGGAUGCUGACUCUAUCCCAAGCAUUGUGAGUGGACUACUAAUCUGAACUGGGCUGUACAUGUUCACAAACCAAUAUACCAUAGAUGUCAUUCCAGAUUUUCUGUCCUUACAUAUCUGCUCAAUCAUUUAACAUGAACAUAAUCUACUGGAUAAAUCUACAGGUGCCUGAUUGUCCUGUAAUGCAUACUUGUCUGUUUCAGACUCAAGUGAUUGGGGAAGACCAGGAAAGGCAAGGGGGGCAAGUGUACAGCACAAACGUCAGAGGGCAGGUUCCACCUCUGGUCACCACAGACUUCUCAGUCCAGGAUCAAGGUAACCUAUGCAACAACUUUAAAACUUCUCUAAAAGUGUCAAAUACCUAUAGUAGGAGAUCUAUCUUUUCGCAAACCCAGCAAUUUUUUUUCCAACAAUUUCUGCUCAGACAACAAAUUGGAUUUUCACCUAAUCAAGAGUUAUUUCUGUAUCAGCUGUUGUUUUAACUAGGGCUGUCAAAUGAACGUACUGAUGUAAUCACAGAUUAUUUUUUGGAUUAAUUUGACAACUGAUUGAGUGUAUGUUGGGUAGGGGGGCAUAUUGAAGUAGGCUGGUUUUUGAAAUAACAUCCUAAUAAGGUUGAAAAAAAAAAAAAAGAAUAGACUAGAACUUUGUACUAAAAAUGUAAUAUAAUGCAAAAAGCCUGUGAUAGAGUAAUUGUAGUAGUCAGUAGAAAUAGUCAUAAUUCACAGGUUUAUGACCAUUUCUGGAUUUAUUCAAAUAACCUGCAGAACUCAAGUAUAAGUUUCUAUUUAAGAGAGUGAUGUCGGAAUUUUUUGUUUUAUAUUAUGUAUAUAAAUGGUCCUUAUUUUUGUGUAUUUUAGGUAAUGCCAGUCCCAGGUUCAUGCGUUGCACCACCUACACCCUUCCCUGUACUGCUGACUUGGCCAAACAGUGCCAAGUACCCCUUGCUACCAUUGUUAAACCCUUUGCCAGUUUGCCAAAGAAUGAGGUAAGUUAUACAGAACUUAAAAUCCUACAUAUGUGGUUGGAAUGAAAACUAGAACUACUUAUCACUCAAUAAUGUAGAAAAGAUAAGAAAUGCUUUAUUUAAUGAUUGAUUUUGAUAAACAAAAGUGUCCACUUUGCUGUAAUGUUUUAAAGAUGAUUAAAAAUACAGGUUCAGUUAUGGAGGGUGAAUAAAAACCCACUGCUGCUUCUUCUCUACUGCACGACUAAAGUUAAUUUAUCCCGUUCCUGACCCAUCCAAGAAUCCUGUCUUGGAUGUUUUCCCUCUGCUCUCGCCUUGUCCCAGACACCAGUUGGCCUUUUGAGGCAAUGUUGGCCUUUUUAGGUAAUGUUAGCUUUCUCUCAUGUGGCCUGAGGCUAAUUAAGCUAAUGUGAGAUCUGCCGGGACCUCUGGAAAAGACAGAAGGUUUAAACAAAAGGAAUCAGACUUGAGUGUUUCUGGUGCAGCACGGAGUCUAUUCACACUGCAGUUAAACCAAAACAGUAAAAGUAGAUCCUGAGAACUGACUCAAAAAGCACGCUGUUAGGCUCAGAUGUUGUGAUCUAACAGGUUUGCCUCGCUGAAGAGGGUUAACCACCUUUAAGACAUUGUAAACACUUUACUUUCCACCUCGAAGUCUCCAGUCUAAAAAUAAACCCACUUACCGGCUCGUCUGCAUGAGCUUAUUUUUGAAAAAUGCAAGUAAUGUUGUGCCAAAGCUCGCAGAGAGUCUUAAAUAAAUCAGGUUAAGACAGUCCCCGUCAUCCCCAGUGUCAUGGUGUGUGUAUUUAACAGCCCAAAGAUAGAAUAAUGUUUUGUAUAUGAGAGUGCAGUGUGUAUUGUUUGGGCGCCAUAACAACAGCGUAGAAUUAACACGGACAGUAUGUGCAAGAGUAAAAACAGAGUCCAUGUAAGCCUUUUUUAUAUAAACUUUUGUGUGUUGCCUUAUAGACUCCUCUCUAUGUGGUGAACCAUGGUGAGACAGGCCCAAUCCGCUGCAAUCGGUGCAAGGCUUACAUGUGUCCCUACAUGCAGUUCAUCGACGGAGGCCGACGCUUCCAGUGUGGUUUCUGCAACUGUGUCAAUGAAGGUAAAACAACAUAUUAAAUUUGUUUAAAAAAAAGCUGACAGUAAAAUAAGAAAAGGGAAGUUAUUAGCUUUGAUUUUAAGGAUGAAAUAACAGAUGAUUUCUUUUGGUCUCACCUUAGUGCCGGUCCAUUAUUUCCAACAUCUCGAUCACAUGGGCCGAAGGGUGGAUUUCUAUGAGAGGCCUGAGCUGUCCCUGGGGUCCUAUGAGUUUGCAGCCACCCUGGAAUACUGCAAGGUAGAGUACAUUCACGCAAAGAUCUGUUGACUAUUUAUUGUAAUACAUUAAUGCAAUAUGGGUUAUGUUGUCUGGUAGAUCAUUCAGAUGCACCUGAUGCCCCAUGGUUAAAAUCUAGUGCAUUGAGACAGUACUGCUAUCUACUCUGGGUUGUACACUAAUCCCAAGAAUCUGGACUAUAUGUCAAUUUUAUGCAUAGUUCAUGCAUCAUUAUUCAGCUCUUGAACAGUCAUCUUUUUAGCACUCUUUGUUGAUCGUCAUCAGCUCAUCAGAUCCAAACUGUGCAGAAGAGAGAAAAAGAGAGUUUUCAGCUCAGUCCAAACAUACAAAUAAAAAAAAAAGAAAAAGCAGCAGCUAUCGACCGCGUGUCCCUGUGGAACUGAGGUUUUCGGGAACAACAUCAGAGGGUCAGAGAGAGCGGGCAAAGCUGAGUCACUCCACUGUCCUACUUUUUCUCUGUUUAUUACCAUUUGUAAACAGCCUCUACAGGCCAGAUAUUAAACAAAAGCCUGUAAGGUGAGUGUCCUGUCAUGGGUUGUAGCUGUGGAAACAUAAUGUUUGAGUAAUCCCCCCUACUGCCCUCGAUCCAGGGAUUUAUAACUGCCAUGGUCUUCUUAAUGCUACACUUAGUAGUCCCAGUUUAUACAUAUUAUUUUUAAAAACAGAGACAUUAACCAUCAUUUGCACCUUUUGUUAAGACGCAAACGGAGAAUUCGCCCAUGAGAACAAUGCUUUUUUAAAAACUCUGGCUAAAGUGGAGAUUUCGGAAAACUCAGUAAGCACUUUGGUAUGUAAACAGAGAAAAACUGAGGAAAACGUAGAUUUGGGUAGGCGACGGCAGAUAGCACGCAAAAAAGAAGGAAGGGAUGUUGUUGCUGCUAUGUGGGAUUCUGAUUGGCUAAUGUGGACUUGAGCUUCUCGCUACACUGCUACCCACGUUUGAUAUGCUCUUGACGGCAUACACAGGGUAGUGUAAACGAAAACUUUUCUGAAAACGUGUUAGUCAAAAGAGGCAAAAUAGCCAGGCAUGUGUAAAUGCAGUCUAAGUUCUAAACAGAAAACCUCUGAUUUGGGCUUUGAUAAGCGUAUUCAUGAGCUUAAAAAAACAUUUGUCCUCAUUUCCUGCUAAAAAGAGCCAGUCAAAAAUAAAUUAUAAAUAAAUAAAAAUCCACUUUCUUCCCACACAGAACAACAAGACUCCAAACCCUCCUGCCUACAUCUUUAUGAUCGACGUGUCCUACAACAACAUCAAGAGUGGACUGGUUAAACUGAUAUGUGAAGAGCUGAAGACCCUGCUGGAGAAUCUGCCCAGGUACACACUAAAAAUGAGAGAAAUACAGAACAUUAUCGGUGACUGAACAGAGCCAGAACCUAUCUGAAACAUUAAAUUCAAUCUUGAUUGAAGAUGCCCAAAAAAACAAGUCCCCACUGGUUUUCCAGCCAAGCAAACCAUUUGUUCUCUUCAGCAGCAUAGUCCUGCGUGAAGCUUUACAGAUGGUGGGUGUCUAUUCAUGGUGGCGCCCAAAAUGGAAAUAUUAAUGUUCAGAAUCUUUGAAGGCAUCCAAAACAAAACUCUUUGUGCAGUGAGACAACUCUUCCAUUGCGGUAAACAUUCAUCCAGGAGAUGGCUUUUUGAUGCAUCUCACAGUAGGGAUGAAACGCUUCACCUUGUUGCUCCUAAAAUAACUUGGAAACUUUAUUUUCUUUGCUCCUUCUCAUUAGUGCCAGCAGCAAUAUAUUCUGAUCUGUCAUCUGCCAUGACAUCAGCCUUUAAACACGCACUAGAUAAGCCCCCUCUUCAGCUGUGUUGAAACUCUGUACUUUUGUCUUAAUAGGCACUCAGAUUAAAGAAUCUGACGCCCUGCAUUUUACAAGGUUCAUGUAGUUCUUAAGUAUGUGCCUGAUGAGUUUUUAAAUCACCCUAGACAAAAGAGAGAGUAAAUCCAGAUGGAGACGCAGACAUGUUACGAUCAUUUCUGAUUCAAAAAGUUCCUGUGAGCAGCGGAGGGCUCAUAAUUGACCUUAAGUUUUCUACAGUAACAGUUUGAAGCCACAUUACAUGUUCUCGAGCGUGUGUGCAUGAUUUAAGAGGAGAAACUGAAGUUCAAGUGUCAGUGAAGAAUGCUUUUAAAUUACUACCACGGUUAAAAGUUUAAAUCUACGGUUUUGGUCCCAGGUCCACGGCCCCGGCUGAGAGGGUUCUGGUAUUUGUCAGGAGUUAUGAUGUCUUUAUUUCCUCGUGGCAUUUAUUCUCUACAAUCCAAACACUGUGUUUCACAAGUCUGAAAUUUCUUGAUAAUUCCUGAAGUUUCCUGGAAAGAACUGGAUGAUUUUGAAUGGAUCAAAGGGGGGAAACAGCGCGCAGUUGUUAGACAUAAUUCAUCCCAGAUAGUUGCUUGCAUAACAUUGCAUAUCAAGUCUGAAUCGAGGAAAAGAGAAGUCGAGCUAUUCUUCACGUAUGAGGAGUACACUUUUAUUAUGUUGGUAGUACUCACAGUGAAAAUGUUAAUGCAAACGGUUUGAGGUCCAGAGAAUGAAAAUUGGAUGUUUUUUUCUUUAACGACUGGCCCAUAGAGGAAAUUAAGGCUGGGUGAUAAACCGAAAAUUUACCGAUGCCGAAAUUUACAACAAUAACCGACGUCAUUUUACCCAUGUCAGUAUAUUCGGUGUCAAAAAAUUAAUAAAUAAAAGUUGGUUUGGGAUGUUUGUAGAUAGGCUAUUGACUCAUUCCCUUUAAGAUGCUGUGCUAUGUCAGAGGACGGUUCAAAAGUUGGAGCAGUGGCUGAAGUAGACAUAGUUAUUGUGGGAGGGGGGGAGCAGCUUGUGGAGUAGUUUUCGUUAUCGAGGUGAACUGCCAUAUCGCCCAGCCCUAGAGUAAAUAUUCAGAAACAACCUGUAAUUCAAUGAUGCUUGUUCUUACACCAGAGAGGAGGGUACGGAGAGCUCUGCAAUCAAAGUCGGCUUUGUCACCUACAACAAGAUCCUUCACUUCUACAACGUGAAGAGCGCUCUGGCCCAGCCUCAGAUGAUGGUCGUGUCAGACACAGCAGAGAUGUUCGUCCCUCUGCUCGAUGGCUUCCUUGUGAACUACCAGGAAUCAAGAGCCGUUAUCUUCAAGUAAGAUACAACCGCUUCAUGAAUUAAUUCAUUAACACUCUUUAUCUCGGAUGCCUCAUGCAGCAGGGGGGAAUUCUCUGGAGUUGAAACCUUAGAAAUGACUAGGAGAUGUUAAUUAGGAGUCUUUUUAAAGAGUGAAUUGCUUGAUAAAGAGGUGUACUUUGAGCAAGACACUAUAAAAGAUAAGAAGAACUUUAUUUAUCCCUGAAGAGAAAUUCAAUAAUAUAAUAAUAUUAAGAACAAUAAAUUCAAGUAUACUUCAAGGCAGCAGGCUUUGAUAUAAAAUGACCGAGCUAUAAUCCUGUCCCUUUCCUCUCCAGCCUGCUGGACCAGAUCCCUGACAUGUUUGCAGACACCAGCGAGAGCGAGACGGUCUUUGCCCCUGUCAUCCAGGCCGGCGUUGAGGCAUUCAAGGUUAGCAACAGUGUGACGUCUGUCAACACUAAAUGGGCUAGUCAGGGGCUCCUGAAGCCAUGCGUGGCUGCUACAGACUCUUGUUUUGGAAAUCAGACAUCAUUAGCACCACUGGACAUUUCCUGUUUGUUAAGCAGCAGUGUUUCUCAAUCUGACACUCUUGUCGCUGCACGACUAAUUCUAAUAAAAUGCGGGUCAGCCAAAACACACAAUGGGCUGUUUUUUUUUUUUUUUUUAAAAAGAGAGCAGCCAAUCGAAAUCUUGGAUUGCUUCAGUUUGUGAAAACACUUCAGAUGAGUUGGCAUGGAUGUGUAAACUCAUUCAACUUACCAACUCAGUGAUUUCUUUUGUCUCCUCCUGAUAUGUUUACUUUCAAGUCCGACAAACUUUCCCAGUGAUGUGAGGUCAGUCUUUUGGCAUGCAGUGGAGGAAAAGUUCACACAGCUUUUAAUUGGAAGCAGUUGUAAUAUUACACAACAGCGAUGAGUCUGAGAUUUAUUUAUUUAUUCAUGGCUGCUCAUGUUGAUAUUGUUUUUCGGGGGUACGGCUUAUAUCUUUAUCUGUUCUUUAUCAGUUUAUUUAGCUCCACAGGGGAGACCCUUCCCAUUAAAGUUUGUUAUUAUUAAGAGUACCAAGUGACCCUGUGAUUUAACGUAAAGCUACAAAAACAAAGUAAAGAACAUGCUACACACCUUGGAGUUAUACAACGCUCUUUUUUCCCCCCUCUAGGCAGCAGAAUGCAGUGGAAAGCUCUUCAUCUUCCAGUCCUCUAUGCCCACUGCAGACGCUCCUGGAAAACUGAAAAACAGGGAUGACAAAAAGCUUGUCAACACCGAGAAAGAGAAAGUAUAAAGCUUUUUAUAUACUUAGUGAAUUUUUAAAAAUUAAGAAUGGCUAUGACUGUAGUGUCCGACUGAAAUCUCAUCCGAAAAUAUCCCUCUGUGUUCCCGUCAGACUUUGUUCCAGCCUCAAAAAGGAGUGUACGAGCAGCUGUCAAAAGAGUGUGUGGCACAGGGCUGCUGUGUGGACCUCUUCCUCUUCCCAAGCCAGUAUGUGGACUUGGCAACCAUGGGUGACGUGCCCUCGCAUACAGGAGGAUCUGUCUACAAGUAUAACAACUUCCAGGUACGACAUAGCCUUUCACAAACACAUCUGACAACUUUGAAGUACACACUUUUCCGUCAGUUUUCAGCUGUCUAAACAGUGAAAGUUACAAGUUUAUACAUGGCAAGAGGAAUUUGGAGCUUUAUAAACCUAAUUGCAUCCAUACACGCUUUUGCACGGUACCCACACUCUGUGAUAAUCAUUUCCCAGGGGAAUGGUGGGAAAAGCAUGAGAAGCUACUCUAAACUGUUCUAAAUGCUACAAAAGAGGAUUAGGGUCACAUGAAGAGAAAAAAAAUACUUACAGGAAGGAGAUUAAAGUUGAAAUUUCGAGAUUAAAGUCAAAAUUUAGAGAUAAAAAAGUCUGAAUUAUGUCAAUAAAGUGAAAAUUUCGAGAUUAAAGUCAAAAUUUAGAGAUAAAAAAGUAGAAAUUAUGUCAAUAAAGUGGAAAUUUUGUGAUUAAAGUUGAAAUUUAGAGAUAAAAAGUCGGGAUUAUGUUAAAGUAGAAAUUUCGAGAUAAAGUUGAAAUUUCGAGAUAAAAGUCGGAAUCAUGUCAAUUAAGUGGAAAUUUCAAGAUUAAAAGUUGAAAUUUAGAGAUAAAAAAGUCGGAAUUAUAUCAAUAAAGUCAAAAUUUUGAGAUAAAAAAUUGAAAAUUAAAAUUAAAAUCGAAAUAUGGAGAUUUCGAAAUGUCAUGAAUAAUGUCAAAAUUUCAAAAAAAAAAAAAUUACAAUUUCUACAUUAAAGUCAAAAUUUCAAGAUUAAAGUGGACAUGAAUAAAGUUGACAUUUUGACUUUUUAAAAUUUAACUCUUAUCUUGAAGUUUUGACUUUUAUCUCGAAAUGGAAAUUAAAAAAAUCUCCCACCUGUAAUCAGUUUUCUCUUCUUGUGGCCCCAAUCCUCUUUCGUAAAAAUGCUGUAUAACAUACAGGCUGAACACUGAAAACAUGAAUAUUUUGAUAGUUCAGGUGUUAAUAAGUUAAUCCUCCCAUAAAAUAAUCUCAUCGUGUUUUUAUUCGUUGUUCCCUCAUCAGGCUGUCAUCCCUCACCAAACCAUAUGUUUAAGUACAUUAAAUAGUCUUGCGUCUGCUUAUCUUUUGCAAAAUGUGACAACACUGCCACCUGCUGGUUAAAGCUUGUUUCUGACUGGUACUCUGUAUACAUUAUGAUGCCAGGUGGAAACAGACGGAGAGCAUUUCCUCAGAGACUUGAGGAAAGACAUUCAGAAGAGCAUCGGGUUUGACGCCGUCAUGCGAGUCCGAACCAGCACAGGUAAAGCAUUGACUGACACGAUUUACAAACUCUAAAUUUAGUCUACUUUAAAGGGGCAAUCCGUUAAUAACAUCUACUUUUUGUGUGCUUUCAGGCUUUAGAGCUACAGACUUCUUUGGUGCCGUCUAUAUGAACAACACCACAGACAUAGAGAUGGCGGCAGUGGAUUGCGACAAGGCUGUGACCGUGGAGCUGAAGCAUGACGACACACUCAGUGAGGAGAGUGGGGCUCUCAUGCAGGUAUUGCUCCUCAAAUAAGUUAAAGAAGAGUUUAUUGCAAAGGAGAUCCCCAGUUUUAGAUGUAACUAACAUUUGCACUUUAUUUCCCAGUGUGCCUUGCUGUACACGACCAUCAGCGGGCAGCGACGUCUCCGCGUCCACAACCUCAGUCUGAACUGCAGCUCACAGCUGAUGGAGCUUUACAAAAGCUGCGAAACCGACUCCCUCAUUAACUUCUUUGCCAAAUCAGGUAAAAACUCUUAGCUCUCUUAGUCGAGGAGUUUGUACUUUCACUUUCUGUUAUCUAUGAACUGUCUGGUAUUUCAAGAGGGAGUCGUCCAACAUUGUUAACCCUCUUUGUCAGGGCUUGAAAUUUACCGCGGUGUCCUGACCUCAGCUGAAUUUACCCCAUGCAUCACUUGAUAAUCUGCUCAUGCUCACAGACUUAUGAGAAAAAGAAAUAUGACUCAAUAAAAUGAGGACCACAUGUUCCACAUCAAACAGAGACGAGUUUUUCUGUAAUCUGCACAUAGCGAGCCUCAAGUACAGCUUAAGCACCUUUGUUUUCUGCUCCUGUUUUUAGUCCUCUCAGAUCUUAAUUCUCCAGCUGGAUUUUUGCGUCAAUCUCUCAUCUUUUAUGUUUUAUUCCCCUCCUCAUCCCUUUGUCUUCUGAUGUCUUGCCCCCUCAGCUUACCGUGCCAUAUUGAACCAGCCGCUGAAGAAUGUUCGAGAGAUCCUGGUCAACCAGACGGCCCACAUGCUGGCCUGCUACAGGAAGAACUGUGCCAACCCGUCUGCUGCCAGCCAGGUCAGUGCAGUGCGACACCUGCAGGGACAGUUGUUGAAUUCAAAGUGAAAAAAAAUCAGGUUUCAAUCUUAAGUUUUCAUGUCUGCUUCUGCAUGUAGCUGAUCCUGCCCAGUGCCAUGAAGGUGCUGCCAGUUUACAUGAACAGCCUUAUGAAGAGCGCCCCCCUGGUUGGCAGCACCGAGCUCUCAACGGACGAAAGAGCCCACCAAAGGCUGUCAGUCAUGGCCAUGGGGGUGGAGGACACACAGCUGCUGCUCUACCCACGUCUCAUCCCACUGGUAGAGGACAAACUCUAAAAACACCACCUCUCUCAUGAACAUUCCUGAAUUUUCACCUUGAAUUUGUUCUUAAACAGUACUUUUCAUUUGUAAUAACCGCAGAUUCUUUGUGUUUUUAUCAACAGCACAAUAUGGACACUAGCAGCGAGGCUCCUCCUGCUCCUGUUCGUUGUUCAGAGGAGGGUCUGACAGACGCCGGCAUGUUCCUGCUGGAAAACGGCCACUCCAUGUUUCUGUGGCUCGGCCAAGCAAGCCCGCCAGACCUCAUCCAGAGUCUCUUUAAUGUGCCCUCCCUCAGCCACCUGCAAGGACACAUGGUCAGAAUAAUGAAACAUAUUGAAUGUAUUUAUAAAGCAAUGAAACACAAUCUGUUCUUAGAGGUUAGCGGUAAGAAUUUUUAUUGUAAUUUUUAACUCUAAAUAUUUGACAAUAGACUGAGAUAUGGAAGAUUGAAUGAUAGCUGUGAGCUAAUUUGAACCAACAAAAAAUUGUAUUGUAAUUGUGUUUUUCAGAGUUCACUGCCAGAACUGGACAACCCAUUAUCCAAGAAAGUCCGAUCCAUCAUUAGUGAGGUGCAAGACAAGAGACCGAACUCCAUGAAGGUAAGGGUCCCCAAAAGUCCAAAAUAAAAGAAAAAGUAAAAAAUGAAAGGAAAGGAAAAAUGUGGAGAAAUCGCAGUGAACGUCUACGAAGUGUUUAAUGAUCUCUGUCUCCCUCUAGUGGAGCAUGUCAGUAAUUACAACCAUUUGUGAUACCUUUCAAUCAGUUUAUCUCAAUCUUGAUUCAUGUAGCGCCAGUUCAGCCUUUAAUAACUUGCUUUCCUCCACUUUCAGCUCCAGAUCGUGAGGCAGCGGGACAAACCAGAGAUGCUUUUCCGUCAGUUCCUGGUAGAGGAUAAAAGCCUGCAUGGCGGAGCUUCCUACAUGGACUUCCUUACCUACGUUCACCGAGAGAUCAGGCAGCUGCUGACUUAACUCCUCAGCGCCUGGGUGUAAGAGUUCAUCUAACUGACCACGCACAAACUUCACAGGGUCAGUCUCCAUCGGCUAUAUUUUGAAAUCUUAAGGACAGUCCACAGGAAGAAACUUUCCAACGUGUUUUUACAAAAGACAAGGACCCAGAGAAAGCUUUUUUUGAGAUUAAACUGCAAGAGUUCAAAGCUGCCUUUCUGACUUCAUUUCAAGGAAACCCCAAACAGUCUCUUCAAAUAACCGCUCGAAGGGUUGAACAGACAACACAUCCAGCAUUUCCCGCAUAAGUCCUCCGUGUGGUGGAUUGUGGAGCCCGGAAUGACAUCAGCGCCAGCAGCGGGAGUGCAGUUUGGCAUAAAGCCUGUUGGCACCAGCAAUAUGACAUAAACUGUAUCUCCACUGUGCAGUCAAUAUAGAUUUCAGUUUGAGCUUUGGUGGUUAGGAUCAAGGGUUAUUUGUGGGCAAUACUGUUAAUGUUCACUUUAAAAAUCAAUAAAGUUUCCAGUCUUUGUUAAAACACAACUUCCUCAAAUACACACAUAAAUAUAUAUAUGUGGUACAACAACUAAUACUUUUUAUACAAGAAAUCAUCAGAGACAUGUAACAGUAUUUAAAGACUUACAGAGACAUCUAUAUUUUACCACAUUUGCAGUCUCUCAUGGAACAUAUAUGUAGAUAAAGAUUGACAGUGUAUUUACUGCAUUAGCUUAUUCUGAAAUUGGAAGAAUUAAAAGCCAAAAUCAAAGGAAAUGCGACUAAAACUGAAAAUUAUUCCUGCUAUAACAAGAGGGAUUCAAGGCAUUUAAUUCACACAUUCCCGCUUAGAGAAAUCUUAUUCUUGGACCAUUUUGAGCAGUUAUCUUAUCGUUACAGUGUGCAGUGAUUGAUCUCUGGAGGAUACACAGAAGUGCACACGUUUGUUUCUACACGAUGAUAAAAAAUAAUCAUCUCGUGUCCUGAUAGAAGGAAAAAAAAGACUUUUUGAGGAUUGCAUUAUUCAGAUUCGGGCCAGAGAAUGAAAAGGAUGCAAAAGGGAACCUUAUUUAAAUGUGUAAUGAGGGAUAGGAACAGAUCGCUAAUGAUGCUGAGAGGCAUCAAAGGGGAAAAAGUUUCAGGCCCAAAUGUAAACCUUCUUCAUAACUGGACCACAACAAUCUGCAAAAGUGAGAAGUGAUGAUGCUGGAGUCUCUCAGAAGCUCUCAAACAGAGUCAAACUCUUCCGUAGCUGCAGCGAUUAUCUGCAAAACUCUCCGAAACGCCGACGUGUGACAUUCCAGUUUUCAGUUCUAGCAUCAGGCUUUGUUGUCAUUCAUGUAUGCAUUCAAGAAAUAUGUUCAAAAUGUUACCAUCUGCCUUGAGUUGAUGUAAUAGUUGUAAAAAAAAAAAAUCAUGUUUAUGUCUCCAAGAGGUGUGUGGCUCAAUCUUCUUGGUUUAUAUGCAACUUUAUCUCAGGUAAUUUGAGAACUUUACUAUUUGACAUUGAGGGCAGUGAUUUUUUGUUAACUGGAAAGGCAGAUGGUUGUUUUACGAGUCAGUGUGGAAAUACAGCAGUGUGAUGUGCCAUGUACAUUUCAUUCCAAUCAAAUUUGUCUGUAUUAAAUUGUUGACAUAA